Ambispora leptoticha is the source of this 486-nucleotide messenger RNA. NCBI's taxonomy places the organism in Eukaryota, Fungi, Glomeromycota, Glomeromycetes, Archaeosporales, Ambisporaceae. The record is from the annotation of a GenBank genome assembly.
AUGAAUAAAUUCAGAUCCACGCUUCUAUUUGCACUUUUUGUAUACGCAGUAUUGAGUGUCGCACUAUAUGAAACCGCAAAUGCCUUAGCUAUUAAACGACAAACACCAAACUGUGGCGAGCUUAAAAUAACCAGCCCUAAAGCGGGCCAAACAUGCAAAAAAGGUGAUGAAAUCACCGUAGAAGUAUCAUGUGGCUCUUCGGGAGUUACCAAAAUCGCUUCACUAGACAUAUACAGCCCUAAAGGUGCUAUAAAAUUUGCGUGGUCUGGUUCUCUCCCUUGCACCGGCGGAAAAGCGAGUCAAAAACUUAAAUUGGAUAUUCCCGAUGGUGCUGAUGUAAAAUACGGUACCGGAAGUGAUGCGACUGGAUUCAUGAUUAGGGCUUGGGGAGCUGUUGGCGAUAAUGGACCACAUUGUACGGCAAUGAGUGACCAAUUUCACAUUGACGACACCAAAACAUCAAGCAAAAAGAAGAAAAAUUCAUAG